AUGAUAGGUUGCGACGACUUCUGGGCUAAAGAGGCGGACGCUCCUCUGCUGAAUCGGAAUGCGGACUUUAUGAACAAAGAAAAUGCAGAGCAGAUCAUUGAAAGAGCACGGAAACUCGUGGACUUGGUUGAGGAGGGGGCUGGAACUGACAUUAGCGUCGAGCUCGUUCCCGAUUGCGGCGACGAAGGAGCAAGACGAAUUUUUGUUUUAGAUGCAGAAAGGACAUUCAAAGAUCCAAAGCACAGGGAGCAGAUGGUAUCUGUCUUGCAGUCUUUAUGGCCAGAGCUGCAGGAUUAUCAUCAGGGUCUGGGGUUUCUGGUCGCCUUCCUUCUGCUGUAUUUGCCCCCUAAAGACGUUGCGAAGGUUGCAGUCGGCCUGCACCGUCACUACGUGCCUGGAUAUUUCAAGUCUGCGCCUGCGGCAUACGUGCGUGAUGCCAGAGUAUAUCAGAAACUCGUGCACAAGUUCUUCCCGGACAUGGCAACAGCAAUCGAAGAUCUCACUUGCCCGGAGGCCUAUGUGUCCAAGUGGUUCAUUGGAAUGAACGUUCACGUGCUGACUUUCGAGGCGAUGAUGUUGUUUCUGGAAGCAUUUUUGGAAAAAAAGGAUACCUUUCUCUUUCAGUACGGCCUCGCCUUGCUGAAAAAUGUUCAGCGUGACUUGAUGGCGACGAAAGACGUCUCUAAAGUGCUUGCCAUAUUGCGACUCGACCAAUCGCUCUACCCAAACACGAAACGAGCUGAAGGGAGUGACGAGGCCGGUUCCUUCUUUACUCGGGUUGUUGAAGACGCUAUCAACUUUGAUCUAGGGGAUGCGAACAUCGAGAAGCUUAGGGAGGAGGCGCUGGAAGAGAUGCGAUUAGAAGAGGAAAAGCGAAAGGAACGCGAGAAGCAACUGGGACUCGACAGUGACGACGAAAUAGUCUUCUCCGACGAAGAAGAUGACUGA
Messenger RNA from Besnoitia besnoiti, 948 nucleotides. Its product is annotated as TBC domain containing protein. NCBI's taxonomy places the organism in Eukaryota, Apicomplexa, Conoidasida, Eucoccidiorida, Sarcocystidae. The record is from RefSeq and is a predicted model, not a curated record. Bases 1 to 948 code for a protein of 315 amino acids. The transcript has 3 exons.